This is a messenger RNA of Dovyalis caffra, 1419 nucleotides long. The record is from the annotation of a GenBank genome assembly. Lineage: Eukaryota; Viridiplantae; Streptophyta; Magnoliopsida; Malpighiales; Salicaceae.
AUGAAGAAGGGAAAUCGCCGAUCGAAGCGAUCAAGCAUCGCCGAUUCCUCUUUACCUUCUAAAGACGACAAUAACCAGCCACAACAGAACCAGGAUUACGAGAAGAGAGUUCACGAAUUGGAGAAAGAAAACGAAGUUCUUAAGAGGGAGAUUGAGGAAUUGAAGGACAAAGCGGCUGCUAAUAUUUCAUCACCCAUUUCCGUUGCUGGUAGUGUUCGAAAACGGAAACAAGAUGAUAUCCAGAAGUUACAGAACCUUGAAGAACAGGUCAUGGAAUCGAAGAAGAAACUAAAUGCACAUUCUCAGCUCUCAAAGCUAAAACAAAAGAAUGGUGAGUCAGGGAGACUGGAUGAGAUUCAGAGAUUAAAGGCUCAGAAGGUUCAACUCCAAUGUAAGAUUAAGUUAGACUCCGUACAAUUCAGGCUAUCAAAAGCUUCACUGGAAAGAGAAGUUCUUCAGAUGAAGAAAGAGCAAAGAAGGAACCAGUAUGAAAUGCGUAAGCUGUUGGCUUUGAACCAGAGGCAAAAGCUGGUGUUGCACAGGAAGACAGAGGAAGCUUCAAUGGCAACUAAACGGCUAAAUGAUCUAUUAGAAUCUCGAAAGGCUUUGUCUCAGAAAACUUCUGGUGCUAAAACUGGCUACAAUGCUGGAAGCCAGGGUAUUGAGCUUGAGCUUAAAGUUGCGGCACGGGUGGAGGAAAUACGUUCUGAAUAUGAACGUCAAAUGGAAGAGAUGGGCGAUGAGGUUAGAAAGUUUGAGGAAGAAGCGGAGAUGCUAAGGCAAGAAAAUUUCAGGUGCCUGCUGCAGGAUAAGGAAGUUGAAUGUGCAGUGAAGGAUGGCGAGUUAAGAGACUUGAAAGAAGAAGUAACCAGGCUAAGUAGUUUGGUCAGUCGACUGGGAAUGGCCAAGCCACAAGUUAAUUCAAGGAACCCACAGGUAGGUGCGGUUCAAUCCUCUGUUUCUGUUGGAAGUAGUAUUGAGCUAUUAGGAACAGACAUGUAUGAAUCAGAAUGUUCAGGAGGAAAUAUUGUUGCCAUGGGGAAAUCUGCAUCAGGAGCUUGCUGCUCAUGCAGCAGAAAAUCUCUCUGCAAGACAACAAAAUGCAAAUGCCGGGCUGCUGGAGGAAGCUGUGGGAUGCAUUGUGGGUGUGCAGCAUCUAAGUGCACCAAUAGAAAAGUUUUGAGUAUGGCAGAUGACUCCCCACAAGCAGAGGUGGCUCAAAAGUUGCACGGAUCCAGUUCAUCCGAGACAGGAAACGAUGCUAUCAUGUCUCAAUCUACUGAGUUGAAUAAUUAUCUUCAACCUCUAAGGAAGCCUUUGAGUGAAAUCGGGAACAUGCAGAUGCUUGUGUGUUUUGAAAUGGGUAAUUGGAUGCUCAGAACUGAAGUUCACCGCUUCAGAUGGCAGAUUGAUCAUUGA